Messenger RNA from Mangifera indica (mango), 809 nucleotides. RefSeq names its product protein phosphatase inhibitor 2-like. The transcript has 4 exons. Lineage: Eukaryota; Viridiplantae; Streptophyta; Magnoliopsida; Sapindales; Anacardiaceae. The coding region runs from base 171 to 566 and encodes 131 amino acids. The record is from RefSeq and is a predicted model, not a curated record. Gene Ontology annotation, biological process: regulation of signal transduction. Gene Ontology annotation, molecular function: protein phosphatase inhibitor activity.
CGAAUAUGAAUAAAUAAAUCAAGGUUCUUAAGCAAACUGUCACCAAUUUCCUUCUGUAAUCCAUACCCAUUUCAUUUCCAAGUUCUCUCUGACUCUGUUACUGUCCCAGCCAAUUGGCACGUUCCUGGUAUAUCCUUCCUAGGCAUCAACCAUUUCCUCUUUACAUAAAAAUGAAGGGACGAGUACGCUGGGAUGAAGCCAAUCUUAAUGAAAUCAACACAAACAAACCUGUAAGGAAAAAAAUAGACGAACCCAAGACACCAUAUCACCCAAUUCUUGGAGAAGAUGGUUCUUCUUCUUCCCCUCGGUGGGAUUCCUCUGAUGCAAUUAGUUAUGCUGCACAUGCUGAGGCUGUAAGGAUUGCAUUGAAUAAACUAGCUGUAACUCAAAAACUUUCUACGAAAUCUGGGGAAGCCAUGGACACAGAAGAAGGUUCUAAAAUUUCCAUUGCUAUGCAAGCAUUAAUUGUUUACGUAAUAUUAUUUUUUUUAGUGAUUUCUUUUCAGGUUCAGUGGAAAAGUUUGAAGAGCACAGAAGAGCUCGCAAUGACGAGUUCAAGAAAAUAAGAGAAGUGAAGCGAAAGGGUCCUUUCUGGAUGAUCAUGAAGAUUUAGAUGAUUAAUCAUCAAGGAAUUUGCAAUUCAUCCCAUUCUCAACCCAGUGGCAUUAAUGAAAUAUGUAUUUAUAAUGAGGAUGAAAUUCUCAAAACACCAAACAUUGAGGGAACUUUUAGUUCUUUGAAACUAAAAGGACAUGAAAUAAAAAUAACUUAUGAUUUGAUUAUAAUUAUAGGGAUAAUUGAUUAUCACA